Dentiscutata erythropus is the source of this 435-nucleotide messenger RNA. Lineage: Eukaryota; Fungi; Glomeromycota; Glomeromycetes; Diversisporales; Gigasporaceae. The record is from the annotation of a GenBank genome assembly.
AUGUGUAAAAAACAUCAUAUAGGAGCAACAAUAUAUCAAAAAAUUAUUGAUAAUCAAAGGCCUCCUAAACCAACUGAGGAGUGGCGUAGAAUCUUAGAAUCUGUUAGCAUCUCUAAUCGGAUUUCAGAAAAUAACCAAGAAUCUUUACAGCUGGUAAGUGCUGAGCAUGAUACCUCUUCUACUAACAUACAAAAAGAUGAGGUCGUUCAUACAGAGCACCCUAGAGAUGAUGAAGAUAGUGCAAAUUCCCAUAUAAGGCUGAAUACAGUAACUAGCGAACAAAAAGAUAAGGUUAGUGGAAAAAAAAAGGCUAGUACAAAGGCAAAAGACGAAUCCUCUCCAGUGGAAAAAAAUAGAAUAAUCAAUUUUUCCAAAAAUGAUACAUCAAGACGGGAAUCUGAUCUUAAUAAAUUAUUAAAUAUUACUGGAAAUAUU